CAUGGCCUAAGCCCCAACACUAGAGGGUCUCUCCUCCAGGGGGAAUUCCACACUUUUCUUCUUGGUGAGGUGGUUGGCUGAAGAAGAUUCAGAGUUGACUCAGGUGAACAGGGCCUCAACAGGCUUCUGUCAGCAUGGACUGGAAGACGUUACAGUCCCUGCUAAGCGGGGUGAACAAAUAUUCUACCGCUUUUGGGCGCAUAUGGCUCUCCGUGGUCUUUGUUUUCCGGGUCCUGGUGUAUGUGGUUGCUGCCGAGCGGGUGUGGGGGGACGAACAGAAGGAUUUUGACUGCAACCACCGGCAGCCUGGAUGCACCAAUGUCUGCUAUGACCACUUCUUCCCCAUCUCCCACAUCCGCCUGUGGGCCUUGCAGCUCAUUUUUGUCACCUGCCCCUCCUUGCUCGUCAUCAUGCAUGUGGCGUACCGUGAGGACCGGGAGAAGAAGCACCGGGAGAAGAAUGGGGAAAACUGCCCCAAGCUCUAUAGCAACCCAGGCAAGAAGCAUGGCGGGCUUUGGUGGACUUAUCUCCUCACCCUCUUCUUCAAGUUGGCCAUCGAGAUUAUCUUCCUCUACCUGCUCCACAGGAUAUGGGACAGUUUUGACCUGCCAACCCUGGUCAAGUGUGAGAAUCUGUCCCCAUGCCCAAAUGUUGUGGACUGCUACAUCGCCCGGCCAACAGAGAAAAGGGUGUUCACCUACUUCAUGGUGGGCGCAUCCGCCAUCUGCAUUGUCCUCACCGUCUGCGAGAUCUUUUACCUUAUAUUCAAGCGGGUGGUCCGCUCCGCACAGAAGUGGAAGAAGAACAAACAGUCGCUCACUUACAGCAAGGCCUCCACCUGCCAAUGCCAUUCGAGACUGGAGCACCCACUGGAUGGGAAAAUGAAGAACCCACCCUUAGAUGCUCUCAGAGCCUCUGCACCUAACUUGACUUUAAUUUGAAAGGGGAAGGGACAGAUCGAGAAUGGCCACCUGCGGUUUGGAAUGUUUCAUUGUGACACAGAGUUAAUGCAGACACUACAUUUCCCUCACAAUUUCCAAUUUUUCAUGUGAUUAUUAUUAUUUUUUAGUGCUUGUAAGAUACACCCUGUGCAGGAACAGGGAGCAUGUUGAACCUCCUGUUUUCAACCUUAGGAAUCUAUGUCAUGGAUUCUGUGAUGAUCUGCCGUUUUCAGGUUGUCUCGCGACAUUUGCAGAUGGGGCCACAGAUCAGGGGCAGAGCAUCUGCUUUGCACACGCAAGGUCCCAGAUUCAAUCCCUGGCGUCUCCAGGUACAGCUGGGAGAGACCCCUGCCUGAAACCUCAGAGAAGCCACUGCCAGGCAGAGUAGAUAGUACUGGGCUAGAUGGACCAAGGGUCUGGUUCUGUAUAAGACACUUUCCUAGGUACCUUAUGUUUUUCUUCUAAUGGUUUGGCAUUACAGUCACAUAGGACACUGCUUGACACCAUUAGUCUUCUCAGCAGUUCCUGCAGCUGCCAGAAUUGCUGAUUUGGGGGAGACUAUCUAGGCACGUCUCUAUGGUUGUCUUUUAAAAUACUGGUAUCCAUUGUCUGCUUGAUGUGUAUGUGCAAUAGUGCCAUUUUGAAAAAUGGUGGAGGUGACGGAAGAACCUGGAAUCCUCCUUCCUAAACCACUAGCUAGCCAUGCAUCAUGGGAUGUUAGGAAAGGAGAGCUGGUCUGGUGGUAGCAAGCAUGACUUGUCCCCUUAGCUAAGCAGGGUCUGCCCUGGUUGCAUAUGAAAGGGAGACUAGAAGUGUGAGCACUGUAAGAUAUCCCCCUGAGGGGAUGGAGCUGCUCUGGGAAGAGCAGAAGGUUCCAAUUUCCCUCCCUGGCUAAUCCAAGAUAGGGCUGAGGGAGAUUCCUGCCUGCAACCCUGGACAAGCCACUGCCAGUCUGUGUAGACAAUACUGAGCUAAAUAGACCAAUGGUCUGGCUCAGUUUAUGGCAGCUUCAUAUGUUCCUAUGAUGUUGUAAACUGAAAGGGGUGGGGAGAGGGACACCUUAGAACUUCUUCCUCACCCAAACAUGUUACACAACAAUAAUGUACUGUUAAGAAUGAAGGACACAGAUGGUGAUGGCCAAUGUUCCUUCUAACAGGGAUUCCCAGAUGUUGUUGACUGCAAGUCCCAGAAUCCCCAGUUGUAAUGACUUUGGCUUGGGGAUGAGAGAGAGAUUUCUAUAUUAGGCAGUAUAGAAAUUCAAUAAAUAAAUGAAUAAAUAAAUAAUGGGAGUUGUAGUCAUCAACAUCUGGGAAUCCUUGUUAGAGGAAACACUGGUGAAGGCCCACUUCAAUUGCCUCAUCUGCAUCUAUAUCCAUGAUACGUGUAAUGUCUGCAUUAGCUCUUAUGAGGCUGAGAAAAUGUGGACGAGGGAUUUGGAACGGAGACCUUCCAUGGACCUGAGUGACCAACCAAAUCAUCCACAACUGGGCAGCGCCACCAUGUCAUUGAGGCCUGAAGUCCUGGUCAGCCUGCAGGCCCGAUAAGACUGCAGCCUGUUUACAAGCUUGGCUCAGAUGCUCUGGCACAAGUUUUUGUUUGCCUGUUCCUGGAGGAAGCUGCAAUCCUGAAGUUUAUGCUUAUGUUUUGGAGGAUACAUGUAAUACAUAGUUGCUAAGGAAGCUGUCUCUGUUUAAGAGUUUUUUUGUGGUCUUCAGAAGAUGACUCAUACCAGUCAAUACGGUUCUUGGCUUUGGCUCCUUCCCUGACUUCUUCAACUGUUUAUAGAAUGUCACGGGGCCACUAAUCUGGUGGAGGAGUCAUUAAUUAGGAGAAAUCAAGGAAACAUUGCGUAUUUUGCCCUCAGGCCAUGCAUCCGGUGGACCAAAAUUCUCUGCAAGGUUGUAAUGUCUGGAAACAAAGACAUGUGGAUCAUGCAGAGGCAUUCUUACCCCCGGUCUGUGGCCAUAGUCUGUGGCCUCCAAGUUCCCGGGCAGCUCCAGAUGACUAGGGGGUCCUACUGCUGCCACCCCAUGCCCACCCCACCACUGCCCCACUGUGCUGCACCUCCGAUUUUAUGUUCAUAAUUUCAGCCGCCAUGUGUAUGGCAGCUGAAGGGGUGGUGGCCGGGGGCGGGGGUGAGCCGAGCAAGACUUCCUCGCCCCGGGCAGCAGAUGGAGCAACCGCUGGGCCUUUCCAUCUGGCCCAGUGACUCUUGAGAACUUUGAGGUGCUCCUGCACACCUGCACAGUUGAAAUAGAUCGUUGGAAGUCUGUCGAUGUCUGUGACAAUGUAUUUCAACUGCUCAGGCACGCUGGAGCGCCUCACAGUUCUCAAGAUCUGCUGGGCCAGACAGACAGGCCCAGUGGUCACUCCAUCCACCGCCACCCGCCAUGGGAGGGGGGAGACCUGCUUAGCUCCCCGACCCCCCGGCUGCAACCCCUCAGCUGUGCACAUGGCGGCUGAGAUUAUGAAAAAGAAAUUGGAGGUUCAGCACAGCAGGGCAGUGGCGAGGCGGGCACGGGGUGGUGGCAGCAGACCCCCCCAAAGCAGGUUUCAGGGGGGCUCGUGGUGGGGGCGCCUCACAGUGGGAGCGGUCUAGGCACCAAAAUUACCUAGGUGCACCAGUGGGAUCAUGGCUGGUUUUCUUUGAACCUAGAGCUGUCACAUGAAGGAAACUCAGGGCAAAAUUGCAGGUUCCUUUUCACAAACGAUGACUGCGGAAUGUUAAGGGGAGCCAGGAGUUACUAUAUGCAACAUGUCUUGGUGAUGGGGAAAGGAAGGUUGUGAUGGAUUCACAUGAACAAAGGCAAACAGUAUUAGAUUGUGGUGAGCCGCUUUGAGCUCCUUUGGGAGGAUUUAGAGGGAUUUAAGACUUU
Messenger RNA from Hemicordylus capensis (graceful crag lizard), 3817 nucleotides. RefSeq names its product gap junction beta-3 protein-like. The record is from RefSeq and is a predicted model, not a curated record. The transcript is spliced from 2 exons. Gene Ontology annotation, cellular component: connexin complex. NCBI's taxonomy places the organism in Eukaryota, Metazoa, Chordata, Lepidosauria, Squamata, Cordylidae. Bases 135 to 941 code for a protein of 268 amino acids. Gene Ontology annotation, biological process: cell communication.